Nanorana parkeri is the source of this 2582-nucleotide messenger RNA. RefSeq names its product DIX domain containing 1 (gene DIXDC1). The transcript has 19 exons. Gene Ontology annotation, molecular function: protein binding. Gene Ontology annotation, biological process: canonical Wnt signaling pathway. Gene Ontology annotation, cellular component: cytosol. The coding region runs from base 1 to 2187 and encodes 728 amino acids. NCBI's taxonomy places the organism in Eukaryota, Metazoa, Chordata, Amphibia, Anura, Dicroglossidae. The record is from RefSeq and is a predicted model, not a curated record.
AUGCUCAGUGUCUCUGCACAGUUCCUCUCCUCCUCCCUCCCUUCAGCUGUGCUCACAAGUCUCCAGCGGGCAGAGAGGACCAGUGUUAUCCCUGAUGGCAUCUGCUGCUGUGUGCCUACAGCUAGCCUGACCACUGGCGUGGAUAUAAAGAGUGGGGUCGUCUCUUAUCAUCUGCAGAUGAUGAUCGCUUAUCUAGCAAGGGGCAACCUGCAGGAUAUCCUCAAUGAAGGCUUCCCCGAGCAACAGCUUCAGGCCUAUGUCGCCUGGGUGAAUUCACAGUUAAAGAAAAAAGCUGAGGUUAAUCCAGUUCAGGACCUGCGUCUUGACCUUCGGGAUGGGGUGGCGCUGGGUCACCUGAUUGAAAUAGUGGCCGGUGAGAAGCUUGAUGGAAUUCAUUGGCAGCCAAGUAGCACACAGGAAAUGAAGGCUAAUGUGGACAAAGUCCUACAAUUUAUGGCUUCUAAAAAGAUCAGGAUGCAUCAAACAACAGCUAAAGAUAUAGUUGAUGGUAAUUUAAAAUCCAUUAUGAGAAUUAUACUGACCCUGGCAGCUCAUUUUAAACCAGUAUCAGGACGAUCCAUCAACCACAAUGUAGUGGGAGCAUCCGGAAAGAGCCAGUCCAUUUGCUCCACCAAUCAUCGCCCUCAGUCCACUACAGCGGUGGCCCAAGGUGCAGCUGCUGCUCUUGCUGAUGUUCGGCUGGACAUGUCACGCUCAGGGCGAGAUGUUUCCCGCUACAGACAGAGGAACGGCAAUGUGGAAGAAGAGAUCGGGAACCCAUAUUGGAGUGUGCGGGCGAUGGUGAAGCAAUAUGAAGGUCAUCAAGGGAGUGCAUCUCCUUCUGAGUCAUCAGGUCUGACAUCCCCAAGCCCUGUGCACAGCUCAAAAUCAGAAGUCAACGAUGGAGCUUAUUGUGAAGAUAAGGCUGAAAUCACAAUCAUCCAGUGUGAAGAGAACCUUUCCAAGAAAGAUGAAUCGUUUAUACCUCCACCUGAAUCCCAACCUAUUAGCCCAGGCAUGUAUCCAGACACAUCAUGGGAGGACCAUCUCCUGGAGCAACAGGAUCACCUAGAGAGGGAAAUGGAGGAAGCCAAGAAAAUGAUAUCUGGCCUGCAGGCAUUGCUGUUAAAUGGAUCGCUUCCCGAAGACGAACAAGAGAGCUUAUUCUCCUUGCGUGAAGACGGGGCGUGCCCAGAAGAACAACUGGUCAUCAUCAAAAGUCGCCUUGACCAGAGUAUGAGUGAGAACCAGUGUCUCAAGAAAGAACUCCAGAACUGCAAACAGGAAAAUCGGAACCUCCAAGCAAUCAAGGAUGCCUUGCAGCAGAGAAUGGCUCAGCAAGAAAGUUCUGUUCUUCAACUGAAGCAGGAGUUGUUGCGGACAAACAUGGACAAAGAUGAACUCCAUAACCAAAAUGUGGAUUUGCAAAGAAAAUUGGAAGAAAGAAAUCAGUUAAAUGGAGAAUAUAAAAAAGAAAUCACACAAAAGGACUGGCUUAUACAGCAGAUGCAGGGGAAACUAGAUGAGGCACAUAGAAAACUCUCGGAAGCCAACUAUCAAAAGGUCAGCAAUUACAUCAGCCACCCAGCACAGACUAAUGGCUUCCUGCAGUCAGCUGGCAAAGGUCCUGCGCGUGACCCUAUACCACAAAGGACCGCCAAUGAUCUGCAACUUGUCCGUGAUGCCCUGCGCAGCCUGAGAAAUGGCUUUAGCGGUCAUGACCCUCAGCAUCACACUAUAGACAGUCUGGAGCAAGGAAUAGCUAGUCUGAUGGACAGACUGCAUGCCAUUGAGACCCAGAAGAGGCAAGACAGGAAGGCAAGAGGAAGGGUAUCUGGAAAUAAAGACUUAAAUGAAUACAGAGACUCCUGGCCCCCCAACUCUAAGAUGCCUCAUUCACAGAGUGCCCCAAUAAUGGGCAGUAGUAAUUCCUGCACCAAAGUGCUAUAUUUUACAGACCGCUCGCUAACACCCUUCAUGGUCACCAUACCAAAGAGGUUAGGGGAGGUCACAUUGAGGGACUUCAAGAUAGCCAUUGACAGGGAGGGAAAUCACAGAUAUCACUUCAAGGCUCUAGAUCCAGAGUUUGGAACAGUCAAAGAAGAGGUGUUCCAUGAUGAUGACAUCAUUCCAGGCUGGGAGGGAAAAAUUGUGGCAUGGGUUGAAGAAGAUCAUGGAACCAACUGAAUAAAUUCCCGUCACUCAUGCAAGGAGUAAAUGUUCUUGGAAACUGACAAAAGACACAUUUGUCAUAUGGUUGUGGAUUAUUCCUCAUGCUGCCAAAAAAAGGUCCCUAUGGGCACCCGAUAACCUUACAGUUUUGCUUAUACAGAAGAAAGCAGUGAUAGCUGCAAUCACACAUUGCUGGAUUUAUACAGAGAGAAUCUCCCACUUGUUCAGGAGAAGACUGGAGGACAGUGCAGUUUACAGGGUAGCUGACUUCCAUUGCUGGAGGAUGUUACAAGCUACUUCCUAUAUAUAUAUUCUUAAGAAGAAAGUUCAGUAUUUUUAAAUGGGACAGGUUGUUUCAUUGAUUUUGGGUGUAUGUGUAUAUUUUAAUUGUAUAUUGAAACCACUAGUCU